Penicillium salamii is the source of this 1515-nucleotide messenger RNA. The record is from the annotation of a GenBank genome assembly. NCBI's taxonomy places the organism in Eukaryota, Fungi, Ascomycota, Eurotiomycetes, Eurotiales, Aspergillaceae.
AUGGCUUCACAUAAAGAAGCAAAGGCAAAAUUGUCGCCUUUAAUCUCCUCGGGAGAUUCAAAACAGGUAGAUGAGAGUUAUGACUUUUACAAGCAGCAUCAAGGUCUCGAAUAUACACCAGAGGAGGCCAAAAAAGUCCUGCGCAAGAUCGAUGUUGUAAUCAUCCCAUUGCUUUUUCUCAUCUACAUGCUCCAGUAUCUGGACAAGAACAGCAUAAACUUUGCAUCUGUCUAUGGCUUGAAGUCAGGGACGCAUCUUCAUGGGCAGCAAUACUCAUGGCUGAGUUCCAUCUUUUAUUUCGGAUACCUCAUCGCGCAAUGGCCUGCUGGGCUGGCGUUGCAAAAGUUUCCAGUCGGUAAAUAUAUGGCUGUUACAACAUUAAUUUGGGGCGGGCUUCUCAUGACAACUCCGGCUUGCCACAACUUUGCCGGAAUUGCGAUUAACCGUUUCCUUCUCGGAGUUGUCGAGGCGGUUGUCACUCCCGGGUUCGUGCUCAUGACCGGCAUGUGGUACACAACCGAGGAACAGCCUCUGCGACUAGAGGCAUGGUACUGUACCAAUGGUAUCGCGACAAUGUUCGGAGGUUUGAUUGGAUAUGCGGUUGGUCACAUUACAACCGGUCUUCCAAGAUGGAUGUACGUGUUCCUGAUCUUUGGAGCAUUCUCGGUCGCUGUUGGAAUCGCCGCCCUGAUCUUCCUUCCCGAUCUUCCGUCGACUGCCAAAUUUCUCAAUGAGCGCGAGAGAGCCAUUGCCGUUGAUCGUGUCGCUAUAAAUCGACAGGGUGUGAAAAGUAGCAAGUUCAAAUGGUAUCAAGUCAGACAGGCGGCGGCUGAUCCGAAGACCUGGCUCUUGUUCAUCAUGGCUAUUGGAGCACAGGUACCAAACUCUGCAUUGACAAGUUUUACAUCCAUUAUUGUUGGUACUUUCGGGUUUGAUACCCUGGGCACGCAGUAUCUUCAAAUUCCAGGUGGCGCAGUUCAGUUCCUUACCCUUCUUGUGGGUGGUUGGAUAGCGACCAAAUUCAAUGGCAAAUUUCAUUCACGGUUUGCAUGCAUGAUCUUUGCCUGUUGUGUUUGCAUCAUCGGCGCAGGCCUCCUAGUGGGACUUCCCGAUGAGAACAAGUGGGGACGACUGGUUGCGCUCUGGCUCUGUUAUUUCCAGGGACUGGGAUUCAGUAUGACUUUAAUCAUUGUCAGUUCAAACAUUGCUGGAUAUACCAAAAAGCAAGUCACGGGUGCCCUCUUGUUCACUGGCUACUGUGUUGGCAACAUCAUUGGGCCUCAGACUUUCAAGGACAGCGAGGCCCCCGGAUAUCACAGUGCCUACAUUGCGAUGCUCGUUGGGUACGUGGUCAAGCUCCUUUGCAUUGUCGCACUAUACGCGUACAUGUACUUGGAAAACAAGCGCCGAGACCGCCAGGCCAUCGAUGGACAGGAAGUAGCAGCAGAGGGUGUGGAAAAUGGAAUGCUGGACAAAACCGAAAUCGAGAACAAGGGGUUCAGAUACGUUCUAUAG